Dermacentor silvarum is the source of this 428-nucleotide messenger RNA. RefSeq lists its product as uncharacterized. NCBI's taxonomy places the organism in Eukaryota, Metazoa, Arthropoda, Arachnida, Ixodida, Ixodidae. Bases 7 to 339 code for a protein of 110 amino acids. The transcript is spliced from 2 exons. The record is from RefSeq and is a predicted model, not a curated record.
UCUACCAUGCCUCAGCCCCACUGUCCAGCCCAGGAACAGCCGGCAGGUCCUACCCCGUCAUUUCCGCCUAUAGUUCCUGUCCAGGCUCCAUCCCUCUUCAAAGUUAACGGCGACGCUCCGUCACCACGAGAGCGGAAGCGUCGCCGAACGGUGUCCAUAUCGGAGUCGCCUUCAGUCGCCACCUUCUCGCCAUCCGACACAGCCGCCGGCAUCGGCGGGCCCGCGCAGGCAUCCACCGACUCUGGCCAGCCGAGCGCGGGUCGCUCGAACGAAUCCGUGGCCAUCACCUUGAGCAGGCUGCUAGGCACCCUGGCAGCAAAUGUCUCCGAUUCCCGUUAGCAACUGUCGCGGCAGUUGCCCAUAUAUAAGCAGCGCGUUGCUGUCACACUUCGCUUCCGCCAUUGUCUACGGUCGCGUCCGUUGGUGUA